AUGUGGAGAGCCGGUUCUAACUGCCUCCCAACUCUAUCUCAGCUUGCUUCUAAGCGUGUUCCUGUCAACACACGCUGUCCUUUGUGUGAGGAGAUGGACGAGACAAUUGCACACGUCCUACUUACCUGCAGAAUGGUUAAAAUGGUGUGGGAGAGAGUCGGCAUUAGCACUUCUGGUAUUGCAGCAAGAAGUGCGUUUUUGGACUGGUGUGUGAACGUUUUCACACAGUUGGCAGCCGAAAAACAAGGCCUGGCUGCUGCUCUUUGCUGGGCAGUUUGGGGAGCAAGGAAUGAUGUUGUAUGGCAAGGAAAACUGUUUAAUAUUUCAGCUAUAGUUGGCUCUGCUAAAAGCUAUCUUGAUCAAUGGAAACACGCUCAAAAAACUCAAAUUGAGUCAUUAUGGUCUAAUCUUCAAGACUAUGAUGGGAUGGAGCGUUGGGUUAAACCUCAGGAAAAUAGUAUCAAGAUCAAUGUGGAUGCAGCUAUUUUUGAAGGACAGAAUCGGUUUGGAAAUGCUUUGGUGGUGCGUGACCACAAUGGUCUGCUCAUCGAGGGCCGUACUAAGUUACAUAAUGGUAAUAUUGCCCCUACUAUUGCUGAAGCUUUGAGCUUCCGGGAAGCCUUAAGUUGGCUCAAAGAUCAAACAUACAACUCAGUUUGGGUUGAGACGGAUUGUUUAUUGGUGGUUCAAGCCCUGAGGAACUCGACUAUCCUGUCUUCUCAAUUUGGUUGUGUGAUUCAGGAGUGUAAAGCCAUGUUGGCUAAUCUCAAUAAUGUUUAUUUUUGUUUUGUUAAGCGGUCAGCUAAUAGAGUCGCUCAUGAGUUUGCUAGAGCGUCCCUAUUACAUCCUGAUUGUACCUUCAGUAUGGAAAACAUUCCAACUGAUUUGUUACCUGUUUUGGUGACUGAUUUCGAAGGUUAA
This is a messenger RNA of Cannabis sativa, 921 nucleotides long. RefSeq lists its product as uncharacterized. The transcript has a single exon. The record is from RefSeq and is a predicted model, not a curated record. The coding region runs from base 1 to 921 and encodes 306 amino acids. Gene Ontology annotation, molecular function: RNA-DNA hybrid ribonuclease activity; nucleic acid binding. NCBI's taxonomy places the organism in Eukaryota, Viridiplantae, Streptophyta, Magnoliopsida, Rosales, Cannabaceae.